Eremothecium sinecaudum is the source of this 1860-nucleotide messenger RNA. It is a transcript of the gene MAG2, whose product is annotated as RING-type E3 ubiquitin transferase MAG2. Gene Ontology annotation, biological process: positive regulation of transcription by RNA polymerase II. The record is from RefSeq and is a predicted model, not a curated record. Gene Ontology annotation, molecular function: transcription cis-regulatory region binding. The transcript has a single exon. Bases 1 to 1860 code for a protein of 619 amino acids. Lineage: Eukaryota; Fungi; Ascomycota; Saccharomycetes; Saccharomycetales; Saccharomycetaceae.
AUGAGUGAAAAGGUUAAUAAUUCUGGCAGUAAUGACAAGGGAGUUGAGGUGCAACAGCGGAAAAGCAAGAUGAAAUUGACGAAAACUAAUCGUCCAAGGCGUGGUAAUAGGGGAUUCACGAGGGCUCCAGGUCGUGAGAAGAGUCGUGGGACAGACGAUGGGAGGUCUGGGAGGAUUACUGGUUUAGGAGAAGAUGAAGAUGACCUUGAAUCGCGGAUCCAGAAUGAGCUCCACAACGGGUCAUUGAAGUUCAAAGGGAAGAAGGCUCAGAUUUCGAUCAACCAUUUGUUGGACUUCCCAACCUCCGAACCACAGCGCUACGAACGGGCUUCUUCGGCGCCUUCCUUUAGAAGACGCAAACAGGAGACAGCAGACAUACACAUGAAUUUGCACGGAGAUGCCUUUGUGAACGUGAAUUAUAGGUUUUUAGUAGAUGAUAGAUAUGAAUACCAAGAGCAAAGGGUGGAUCCUAAUGUGCCGUUGCCAGCUGAGAGGAUACGGAGAGUUUUAAUACCCAAAGGACAACUAUGCCCGAUAUGCCUCACAGAAGACCUAAUUGCGCCACGGAUGGUUACUUGCGGGCACGUGUUCUGCCUGACAUGCCUGCUGCAGUUCUUUGAGGCGGAGCCUACCCCAGUCAAGAAACCAGCGGAGAGUAUGCAGUAUGUUAAGAAGUCCAAGUUUAAAGAAUGCCCGCUAUGUAGCAGUAACAUCAGGCGCGGCAACUACCGACCAGUGCUUCUCGUGGAUACAUUUGAGAGCGCUGAAAGACCAGCAGUUGGGAAAAAGGUUCAGCUGAAGCUGCUAUGUCGGCCGCACGGCUCAGUUUUUGCCCUGCCUGUUGAUAUGCACGUGGACCCUGAUUCAAUUGGCCCAUUUCCACCUGCUUCAAUCCCAGAACUAUCGCCCUACGCAAAGAUUAGAAAAUGUAGUGUCGAUUACGCAAUAAGACUUUACAAAGACGAUAUUGACAGUAUCAACUUCCAAUAUGAGGUAGACAAGGCUAUCUACAACGAUGACGGCAGUUUUGUCUUUAAAGCGAUCGAAAAUAUCAACAAAGAAAUCCAAGAUUGCAAAGACCAGAAGAGCCAAUUGCCUUUGCCUGACUUAGAAUCCCUUUCCAUCUCUAGUGGAAAACUAGACUCCUAUUCCGACUCCAAUGCCUACUUCUACUACCAGACAGCGUUCAAUUCCUCCACCAAGUUCUUCCUCUCCAAACUCGACAUCUCUGUUCUUAAAACAGCAUUCCAAAACUACAGCAACUUUCCCCAAGUCCUUGAAGCGACUGUGGAAAAUGUACAUUACGGCACUGUCGUUACCGAGUCGUCCAUACAGAAACAUAAGUAUUUCUCUCAUCUCCCACUCGGUACAGACAUCGCGUUUAUUGACCUCGAUUGGCGGAAUAACGAGCUCCUCCCAACUCACGCUUUUGAGAAGCAUUCUGCAGAACUCAGCCAACGCCGCCGCCAGCAAAAGAUGCGUCGUGCUAGGGAAGAUAAGCAACGUGAGCGGUACCAAGCAGAGCUUGAACGCAACCAGGUCGAAUUCUACCAACGUGAAAAUGGUAACUAUAUUGAACCAUCUCUAGUCAUCCAGUCAAAUAUAUCAGUUAGUCUCCAGGACAAAGACCUAAGCAUUUCUGAACCAGAGUCGGGUUCUUCCCAAAGAACAUUAUUGCAAAGUACCGUCUGGGGGACAAAGAUCAGGGUACCCGAAGAACCCCCUACGGAAGAAGACCUUGCAUUUGAACAAAUGUUACUGGAAAUGCAACAGCAGAGCGCACAAAAGAACAAGAGCAAGAAGAAGAACAAGCAGAACUUGCUUCAAAUGCUCAGUACUAACCACGGACGAGGCGCUUGA